This is a messenger RNA of Exophiala oligosperma, 1762 nucleotides long. RefSeq lists its product as uncharacterized. Bases 185 to 1762 code for a protein of 525 amino acids. The record is from RefSeq and is a predicted model, not a curated record. The transcript has a single exon. Gene Ontology annotation, cellular component: cytoplasm. Gene Ontology annotation, molecular function: tRNA methyltransferase activity; S-adenosylmethionine-dependent methyltransferase activity. Lineage: Eukaryota; Fungi; Ascomycota; Eurotiomycetes; Chaetothyriales; Herpotrichiellaceae. Gene Ontology annotation, biological process: wybutosine biosynthetic process; tRNA methylation.
CAGAGUGAUCAUGACAAUAAAUGAAACAGCCUUGUUACAACUGUAUUCGAAUGGCUUUAAAAUCACAAGUUUAAUAAGAAACGUAUGAUCGACCCAAACCAUAAGUUUCUUACCCGACAGAACAUCCGAACAAAUACUCGCAUUUUCGUCUUUGUGUGAUGCACUACUUGAUUGUCGAGUCGACAUGACUCAGCAUCUCUCUCAGCAGCAGCAGAAGAUGAAACGGAAAAAACCAAUACGAAACCCAUUGGUCAGAGGUAUCCUUGCGUUUUGCAAAAAAUCAGGCAUUCCAGUACUUGAUUCUACUUGUUGUUCGGAUACGGAGACGGAGCUAAAUACCGCGACGGCGAAUAUACGAGAUUCGUCCUUGUCUGAACAGCAGACGGCUUCUCCUGCAGAGACAUCAGACUCGAGUCCAUUGCCAUCGUUGUCGUUGUCACCGUCUGACAUACCUAAACGAUACACGAGUUACCCUCCUCUCUUGCUCUUGCCGCAUAACUUUCCCACGCACAAUCAACGUUGGACGGAAGUGUACUCGACGCUGUCCGAGGGUGACAAGACAAUCUUGUUCCAAUGUAUAGCGGAGAUCGGGUUCGGGGCCGGGAACCAAAAGAUUGAUAGGAUCGCCAUCAACGCUCCAAUUGCGGCCGCGCAAGAUGAAACUAUUGACCACGACACCCAUGGUCCUUUAGGUCCCGAUGUCGACGGCACCGAAAGGACAUCCAAGCAUCAACAACAAAAAAAAGAAAAUGUCAUGCGUAGUCCUUCUGGUCUCUUACCCGUCUAUGGAGGUUGGGGUCACACUUUGGAUUCGGGGGCGAGUUCGAAUCCGACUUCUCGAGACUUUUCAGCCGCUUUCUGGACGUCGACCGUCCAACACAAGGGUAUCACUCAGUAUUGGGCGCCACUUUACACAAUGUUCAGCAGGGGGAAUACAUCGGAAAAGGCUAGGAUAUUGGGAAUACCUACCGGUACGGGAAGCUCCGGAGGAGGGGGCGAACAUGACAAUGACACUUGUAGUGGCAGAGACAAUGUCACGUUCCCGGGUCUGACGACCGACGCUUCCCAACACCAGAAAAUGGAUGUGAUCGACUUCUACGUAGGGAUAGGAUACUUUGCCUUUUGUUACCUGACGCGAGGGGUGCGGAGGGUCUACGGGUGGGACAUCAACCCUUGGAGCAUCGAAGGGUUGAGAAGGGGUUGUGAGGCGAAUGGGUGGUCAUGUCUGGUUAUCAGGGUCGAUGAGAACGGAAGCAUGGUGAAUCAGACGCCGGCCGAUGUCGCGAGGAGUAUCGGCCGAGACGAAGCAGACGACGGCAAUGGUCAUGAUCAUGAUCGUGGAAGACAACCAAAAAUCAGGUGCGUCGCGUUCCUGGGUGACAACAAAUGGACGGAUAAAGUCAUGGGAGAGAUCCAAAAGGCUGGAGUGGCGUUGGACAUCAGACAUGCGAACCUGGGCCUCUUGCCCACGUCGAGAGGGAGUUGGGAGAACGCCGUCAAGGCCAUUUGUGGCCGACACGACACCAACGGGGAAGGGUGGCUGCACAUCCAUGAGAAUGUCGACGUUCGUGACAUCGAAAAGAAAAAGACAGAAAUCACCCACGACAUCGCGAGUCUUGUCAAGAGGCAGUUCUCGGCACAAGAGUCAGACAUGGCAUGGUCGGUAUCUUGCGACCACGUCGAGCAGGUCAAGACCUAUGCGCCUGGUGUCAUGCAUUGUGUCUAUGAUGUCCAUAUUAUCCAGACCAAUCCAAAUGGAUAA